GCAGCAGAAGAACCGUCCGCUCUCCCACACCCCUCCCUCUCCCCCUUCCCGCCUCAAACUGAACUGCACAUGUUCCAUCGAGGCACACCGGACUGGCUGACCGGGGCGGGCGGCUGAAAGCCUUGAUGCCUUCAUGCAUGCAGUCAGCAGCCGCCAACUCGCCCACUACCCUGCUUGUCCUACCCUUCUCCCCCCGCGCGCGCCCCCAUCCCAUCCCCUCGUCCCCAUCCAAACGCCGUUGUCAUCGCCGCCGCGGCCGCCCCGGAAUCAAUCCUACCUAGGCGCCCGCCAGCCUUGCAAAACAAGUCGACAUUGUACUCCGUAGUCCUCGUUGAACCAUGGCCGACGCCCCCUUGUCCCGGUCCUCCCACCCCGGUCGUCGUCGACGGCGGCGACACGUGCAGCAUGGUGCAGAGGAGACGGCGGAGGCGGAGAGCCUCCUCGGCGGCGUGGCCGACGCCUGGGGCGAAGGCGACGACGCUUAUCAGGACGAGCCCGAGGACUGUUCGUCUUCUUCGUCUUCGCCUGCCUCGACGACUGUGACGCCUCGCAGCACCUUCAUCAUGGCCGACUCGGACAAUCCUCGCGCCCUCGAGGAGGGCCAUCGUCCCCGGAGGCCCACGGCGGCCACCGUCUCGUCCUCGUCCUCGUCCACCGCUCCCCUCCCCAUGGUGGCGACCACAACGAGCGCCACGUCCUCGGGCUCGCAGCUCAGGAGCAUCGCCUCGGCCGUCAAUUCCGACAGGAAGGGGCCUGCUCUGGUGGAAGUGACGGUCAACCCCCACGUCGGCGAUCCGUACUUUGUCGGUACCAUCUACAAGGACGAGUCAAACGGUUCGCAAACCGUGCACUCGGAAAAAGGUGAAGGAGUGUACUUGCGACACGUCAAGAACCUGUCUAGGCAAUGGCCGCGCCUGAGAUACCUAGCCGAGUUCAUGGAGGCCGGGACGGUGCCCAAGAAAAGCGCCGCCCUGGACCUCAACGAUGUCAUGCAGCGUCGCGCCCGCGUCAAGGUGGCCCUGGUCGACUUUACCGACCCGCACGACAUCAAGCAAGAAACGUUCACCACCGGCGAGGCCCUGGCGCGUGGGCUAAAGAACAGCUUCGCGCUGACGGACACCGCGACCAAACGCAACCGCCUCUUUGUCGCCGAGGACCUGUCGAGCACAAGCAUCGAGGUGCUCGGCGCCGGGCUCGACAUGGACCCGACAUUCUUCCGCGGUCAUCUCGAAGACCACACGUGGUUCAACAUCAAGGACGACUGGGUGGAGAUGCCCGAGCUCGAGUCGCAGUCUCAGGGCCGCGACUUUGUGACGCUUGCAUACAUGAAGCCCAGGUUCUUCGAGGACGAGUCCGUCUCGGACCGCGCGCGCGACCACGCCGGCGAGUGGAACGUGCUGCGGCGCAUCGACUUUGAGGGACAGGUCAAGUCGGGCAAGAAUGCGUGGUGGGAGGACUCACCGCACGAGGUGGGCUUGCUUCGGAGCAAGGUGAGCAUCUGGAGCCGACAGGACGACGACGGCUGGACCGGCGUCAUCCUCGUCGACCCGCACGUGGACGCAGGCCACCCUCUGUGGAACGGCUACGGCAGGCUGAGCUCGCCGCCGGGCCUCGACGACCCGGAGCCGGACUCGAGGCACCUGGCCGACAUGGGCCUGUUCGAGGGGCUGACGUCGACCAUCGGGGGCCUGUCGGCGCAGGACCGCGACCGGCUGGCCGCCGACCCGGAGCACGUCACGUCACACGUGUACCCCUUCAUCUUCGCCGAGGUGCUCGUCACGCUCGAGUAUUCCUUCACGGGGCUAUUCCAGAUCGAGUGGCUGCUCGACUCGGCGCGCACGCGCAAGCUCGACGGCCUCGAGUCGUGCAUCGACAGCCUGCACAAGUGGCAGCGCCGCCUGCCCUUUUAUGUCGAGUACAUUCAGGAUGGCAUCACAGCGCUCGAGGGCCGCUACCACCACGCGCUUUCGGACAAGGGAAGGGGCGCUGGGGGUGCGGGAGCAGGAGCAGGGGCGGCAGCGGCAGCGGUGGCGGCAUCGGGCUGCUGGCAGGCAGGGGUGCGACGCGACCUCGGCAGCCUCCUCGCGCGGCUGCAGGUGCUGCAGCUGCGGGCAGACAAGAUCAUGCAAAUGGCCGUGGCCAUCAUCAGCAUCGAGGAGACGAAGCGGGCCAUGCUCGAAAGCCGCAACAUGGGCCGCAUCACGUACCUGGCGUUCGUCUUCGUGCCCAUGAGCUUCGUGACGAGCUUCCUCAGCAUGAACGAGGAGCUGAGCCAGCGCAGCGCCAUCGUGUACUGCGUCUUCUUCGCCGUCGCGGUCCCGCUGAGCCUCGUCGCCGUCCUGCUCGCGCUGUACUGGAACAGGAUCAUGCAGUGGUGGGAGGCGCGCGAGGAGGGCAAGAAGAAGCAGAAGCGUAAGAAGCAGCAGCUCCAAGACGUGAAGAAAGUAUGAGGGCGUUUUUCUUCUUCUUCUUUUUUCGAAAAAAAUGAUCACGUAAUGACGCAUACGAAGGUACGACGACGGGGUUAAGGAUCCGUUGGCAAGCGCUGUUCUAGAACAUUUGGUGUUGGAAAUAACUACAUACCUUUUUGUUUUGCUGAGACGUAUGAUGGCACUGGCGGCCACAGUCACUGUAUGGAACAUCUCGCUCAUGUCGGGCGUGCUUCGUCAAGCUACCCCUGCAACAUGAAGUGUGGGGGUGGGAAUGGGAUGAUAAUGAGUAUCCGCUCAAGGGCAUCAGCAAGAAUCUGGCAGCCGUCGGCCUGAUGCAGUCUGCGCAGACAAGACAGACAGAG
Molecule: messenger RNA, 2794 nt
Organism: Purpureocillium takamizusanense
Lineage: Eukaryota; Fungi; Ascomycota; Sordariomycetes; Hypocreales; Ophiocordycipitaceae
Exons: 3
Coding region: 339-2450 (703 amino acids)
Source: RefSeq, a predicted model, not a curated record